Punica granatum (pomegranate) is the source of this 2912-nucleotide messenger RNA. The record is from RefSeq and is a predicted model, not a curated record. NCBI's taxonomy places the organism in Eukaryota, Viridiplantae, Streptophyta, Magnoliopsida, Myrtales, Lythraceae.
GUUCUGCCGGUUUGAUUCGGCUGGUUCAGGUUUCUUCGUCUUCUGCCCUAGCUAGCUACCGCCAAUAGUAACGGAAAAACGGAACCAUGAUCUUCUCUGUCUCUCCCUUGCCCGGUCACUCGCCCCGCCGCCACCCUCCGCCGCCGCUUCUCUCCCCCGCCAUCCUCGGACGUGUCUGAAUUCAGCUCCAAGCUUCUCACGCUUUCCCUUCCCCACCGGCGCGAUUCCGUCUUCCACAGCUCUGCCCCGGCUCUAGUAAGCCGAGCGACGCUUGUCAUCUCCGCAUAUAUCAUUGAGGGUUCUAUGGCCAAGCGUUUUGGAAACAAACGCGGGCUAAAGAGAACGAAGAAAUUCGAAAAUGAGAGGAGUGGUGGGUCUCGGAGAAAGAAGAAUCGUGCCGAAGAAGAGGUCGCCUGGAGCUCACCGGAUGUUCAGGAAGCAGAUCAUGCACCAGCUGAACGAUUGAAAAGUUUGAGCUCCGAAGAUGUGGCAGUUUAUAAAGAACCGUCUAUGUAUGAUAGUCUACUUGUGUCGCUGAAGUCGAGCAACAAAUCCUUUUCCGAUGCUCACGAGAGGAGGCAGAGGCAAGAAGAAGGUAGAAGUGACUCUGAAGAGGAUGAUAUUGGGGGUCUUGAAUCUGAUGCUGAAAGUCAAUCUGAGGAGGACGGCUCCGAUGAAGGAAGCGAUGAGGAGUCUCCGGGAGAGCAUGCUAGCGAAAGUGAGUUGCUAGACUCUAAUGUGCUUGGUGGUGAAGAUGAGGAUGUAGAUACUGAAACGGGAACUGAUAACGAGGGAUUGGAUUCUGAUGAAGAGGACAGAUUGGAGGGGCCUUCUGAUGCUAAUGCUACAGCAACAGAUUACAUGAGAUCAUUGAAUGCACAUUUGGGGCAUAAUUUAUCAAAAGAAGAGGUUGAUGAUCUGUCAAAGAAGAGAUGGAAAUAUAAAUGGGACAUGCCUGCUAUUGAUAUGUCAAACUGCAAGUGGACAGGAACUGGAGAGUGUUUUUUGAAGGAUGACAGCACAAGUUCUGCAUAUGGUCUGAAGCCAAGUUUGUACAAGCACUGGUUAAAUAUUUACAAAACAUCUGGUGGAAGUGAUUUUCAUAUGUCCAAGGAAAGGUUAUUCUUCUCCCUGUGCGAGAGUUACCGCGAUAUAUUGCACUGCAAUAAGAAGCCUUUCUACCACAAGGGCCACAGAGAAGACUCAAGUAUUAUGGACGCUUACAUUAUGCAUUCAUUGAAUCACAUAUUUAGAACUAGAGACCUGGUGACAAAAAACAAUGCAAAAGCAAAGCUUGAAGAAGCUGGGAAUGAGGAACUACUAUUUGGUGACUGCUUCCGCGAUCAUGGCUUCACGCGUCCCAAGGUUUUGAUCCUAUUGCCUCUUCGAAGCAUUGCACUUCGAGUUGUUAAGAGGUUAAUACAACUGACACCCUCUAAUCGGAAGGUCAACGUGGAGCAUAUGGACCGGUUCACUGAUGAUUUUGGUGGUGGAGAGGCUGAAGACAAUGAUGAUGGUGCAUUGACAGAAAAUGUUCCUGCCUUGACUCAGAAGUCUUCAAAGCCUUCCGACUACCAUGCUCUUUUUGAUGGAAAUAAUGAUGAUCAUUUUAUGAUUGGCAUCAAGUUUACAAGGAGGAGUAUAAGGCUGUAUAGUGAUUUCUACACAUCAGACAUGAUUGUGGCUUCACCUCUUGGUCUGACUACCAAAAUUGGGGAGGCUGAUAGCGAGAAGGAGAAAGAUGUGGACUACCUGUCCUCGAUAGAGGUUCUAAUUGUUGAUCAUGCAGAUGUCAUUGCGAUGCAGAAUUGGUCCCUUGUGGAUGAAGUUGUUCAAAGGUUGAAUCAAUUGCCAUCAAAGCAGCAUGGAACUGAUAUUAUGCGGAUAAGGCAUUGGUACUUGGAUGAAUAUGCACGCUUUUACCGGCAGUCAAUAAUCUUGGGUUACUAUUUAAAUCCAGAUAUAAAUGCUUUGUUCAAUCACCAAUUUAUCAACUACAAAGGAAAGGUGAAACUGGUUUGUGAUUACAAAGGCGUUCUGCCAAAAGUUGUACUGCAAGUGAAGCAGAUUUACCAGAGGUUUGAUGCCAAGUCGAUUGAAGAAGCUAAUGAUGCUCGCUUUGAAUAUUUUACCCAAAAAGUGUUCCCAAAAAUUAAGGACUCGGUACAGGGGGGGAUUAUGCUGUUCGCCAGUUCUUACUUUGAAUAUGUUAGAAUUCGUAACUUUCUGAAGUCACAGAACGCGUCUUUCUGCCUACUUGGGGAUUACACGAAGCAGAGCGACAUUUCUCGAUCACGUGUGUGGUUCUUUGAGGGAAGGCGUAAAAUAAUGCUUUACACCGAGAGAGCACAUUUCUACCACAGAUAUAAGAUCCGUGGAAUUCAAAAUUUAAUCAUCUAUUCCCUUCCUGAGAGAAAGGAGUUUUACCCUGAGAUUGUGAACAUGCUUAAUGGGUCCGAUAUCAUGACAUGCACUGUGCUGUUUUCCAAGUUCGAUCAAUUACGGCUGGAGAGAAUUGUUGGUUCCUUGGCCUCGAAGAGGAUGGUGACAUCGGAGAAGGGCGUGUUUGUUUUCUCUUAAACGAGAGAACUCAACCGGUAACCCCCCUCAUCGGUAAGAUUCAGGCGCAGAAACACAGGAUGAAACCAACCAUUUUAAUAUGGAGAUGGCAAGAAGACACUCAAGAACUUUUGGUCAUAAAUUAUCGAGAUCCCAGAGUUGCACCCUCAAGUAUCACAUCGCCUGUAAGAUGAUAGCAGGAGGAUUGAUUUUGUUAGGCUUCGCGUUAGGGCCUUUUACGGCCUUCCAGUUUUGCUAGGAGAGCUCGUUCCGAUGUAAUUCACGGGAAUAUGAGAUUGUUAUGCAUACUAUUGUUGCAUGAGAAUUUUUAAAAGUCGUUUUUUGGCGAUCCC